This is a messenger RNA of Amphibalanus amphitrite, 742 nucleotides long. Its product is annotated as endophilin-A-like. The annotation marks the transcript as partial. Gene Ontology annotation, molecular function: protein binding. NCBI's taxonomy places the organism in Eukaryota, Metazoa, Arthropoda, Thecostraca, Balanomorpha, Balanidae. The transcript has 7 exons. The record is from RefSeq and is a predicted model, not a curated record. Gene Ontology annotation, cellular component: cytoplasm.
GCUAGGCGCAGUGUGCGGCGGAGCUGUCGUGGAAGCUGGAGGUGCCGCCCUGGGAGGGUCGAUUGUGAUUUGUGACGGUUUUCGGUGACGAUCUAAUGUGAGGCUCAUCCGUGGCGCUUUUUAGUGAUCCACAUUGAUCGUGUCAGUAUGGCGGCCGCCGUGCUGAAAAUAGAUCCAAAGAUGGCUUUCGCCGGCUUCAAGAAGCAGAUCAACAAGGCCAACCAGUAUGUGACCGAGAAGAUGGGCGGUGCCGAGGGCACCAAGCUCGACGACGAGUUCACAGACAUGGAGCGGAAAACGGACAUCACAUGUGAGCUUAUCGAAGAACUGCAGAUCAAGACUAAAGAGUUUCUCCACCCUAACCCGACCUCCAGAGCCAAGAUGGCUGCGGUGAAAGGUAUCUCGAAGCUGUCGGGCCAGGCGAAGGCUGCCACCUACCCUCAGCCAGAGGGGGUGCUGGGCGAGUGUAUGGUCUCGUUCGGACGAAAACUGGACGACGAUGAACCGUUCGCUCAGGCGCUGGUCGAGACGGGCGAGGCCAUGAAGCAGAUCGCCGACAUCAAAUACUCGCUGGAUGAUAGCAUGAAGCAGAACUUCCUGGAGCCGCUCCAUCACCUGCAGAGCAAGGACCUCAAGGAGGUCAUGCAUCAUCGCAAGAAGCUGCAGGGCCGCCGUCUGGACUUUGACUGCAAGCGUCGCCGUCGGGACAGAGGCCGCUCUGUCAGCCCGGCUCGCACGCCAG